CUGACCUCUCCCUGGCCGCCCAGCACAUCUGGCCUGCCGCCCGCCCCUCUCUCUUGCCCCGGUGCCUCCUCUGGCCAGAUGUGCAGGCUGGCGGAAGGCUCCGAGGGGAGGUGCUGAGGCCGAGGGCUGGAACUACUUUCUCACAGCAGCAGCAGGAGCAGCAGCAGGAGCAGGAGCAAGAGCAGCCACAGACUCAUUGUGUGUGAGAGAGAGAUGGUGGAGGAGGCGGCAAGAGGCGGCGGCACAUAAUCCUCCCCAUGCAACUUUUCCUGCGACCGCCUGGCACGCCUUGUCGUCCCCGAAACACACGGCCCAUCUGGAAGAGGACUCCCAAUUUUGCACAAGUUCAUCUCUGAAGAAGACAAGAACUCUCCCUGGGAUUUCACAGAUGUAGAAGUUGCCUUUAUAAGUCUUUCCUUCCAGGUGGUAAGAGCCUUCUCCUCCCUCUCCUCAUAUUAAUAUAUAUCAUACUGAACAUAUAUUGACAUAUCUUCAGCCCCCAGAUACCCAUUUCAAGGAAAGUUUGCAGCAACUUUGGAGCUGAGAGUGUCAGGAUGGGAGAGGAGAACCUCAACUGUCCUCACCUGGCUGUUUGCUGACAAUUUGCCAUUAACUCUUGACUGGAUUUUACCGUUUCUUCCUCCGUUUGAGACUUUGGGCAAAGAGCGUGGCUUGGGAUUCAUAUGAGGAAACGACCUCAGCGUUUCAGCGUCUGGGACUUGGAAGAUGCCUUCCGUGAUGGAGAAAUCGGGGAUCCUCUCCAGGAGCCGGUCCAAGUCGUCGACCAACGGCGGUGGCAACCAGAACUCGGAAGAUGACAGCAGCGAAGAAGAGCACUCCCACGAUAGCAUGAUCCGUGUGGGAGCGGAUUACCAAGCUGUGAUCCCAGAGUGCAAACCAGAGAGCCCGGCUCGCUACAGCAACAAGGAGUUGAAAGGGAUGCUCGUCUGGUCGCCAAAUCAUUGUGUCUCUGAUGCCAAACUGGACAAAUACAUUGCCAUGGCCAAGGAGAAGCACGGCUACAACAUAGAGCAGGCGCUCGGGAUGUUGCUGUGGCACAAACACGACGUGGAGAAGUCCUUGGCCGACUUGGCCAACUUCACGCCCUUCCCGGACGAGUGGACCGUGGAGGACAAAGUCCUGUUUGAGCAAGCCUUUAGCUUCCAUGGCAAGAGCUUUGCUCGGAUCCAGCAGAUGCUUCCUGAUAAACUGAUCCCAAGCUUGGUGAAGUAUUACUACUCCUGGAAGAAGACCCGGAGCAGGACGAGUGUGAUGGACAGGCAAGCCCGCAAGCUCCUGACCAAGAAAGAAAAGGACGACAGCAAUGAUGAACUGGACGAAGGACGGCAGGCGAGUGAGGGCGAGUUUGACGCUUUGGAUCCCAAGAAGGAGCCUCCUUACCAGAAGCCACUCAACAGCAAACCGGGGCCGGUGAAGAAGGAAGUGCAACUGUCACAGUAUCGGCACCACCCGCUGCGCGCCCGCCGGAGACCUCCCAAGGGCAUGUACUUAAGCCAAGAGGACAUCACUGGGCUGUCUGCCAGCCCGGACAUGGCGGCUCUCACCCUGCGGCACUUGGACUCUCAGCUGGUUUCCCUCAAGCGCCAGGUACAAAGCAUCAAGCAGAUCAACAGCAGCAUGAAGCAAGUGCUGGAUGGUGGAAUAGACACACUGCGGCCACCUGAGACAAACAUCAAGUUUAACUCACGCUGGACAACAGAUGAGCAGCUACUGGCUGUGCAAGCCAUCCGUAAAUACGGGAAAGAUUUCCAGGCCAUCGCAGAGGUGAUCAGCAACAAAACGGUGGCCCAGGUGAAGACGUUCUUUGUCAGCUACCGCCGCCGCUUCAACCUGGAGGAGGUGCUGCAGGAAUGGGAGGCCGAGCAGGACGGAGGGGGGCUGUCGGCAUCUGCGCAGGGCGCCUCUCCUCCCCAGGACCACAAGAGCUCCAGCGCAUCGCUCGCGAGCAGCGAGGAAGACGACGAGGUGCAGAUCACCGCUGUGUCCCGUUCCUCGCAGCAGCAGAACCAGCAGCUUCCGCCGCCGCCUCUGCCCGCUCCACUGCCACUGCCGGCGUCCCCCCGCCCGCCCGUGGCCGCCCUCUCGCAGCCGCCUCCGCUGCUGAGGCCCACUCUCCCCACGGCGCCCACGCUGCACCGCCAACCCCCGCCCCUGCAGCAAGGCCGCUUCCUCCAGCCCAGACUCUCGCUCAACCAGCCGCCGCCGCUCAUCCGACCGGCAACCUCGCGACCGGCGCCGUCCCGCGGAGCCCAGCAGCACCCUCCGUCGCUCCUCGGCGGGGCAGGGGAGCACCCUCCGCACCCGCCGCCCUCUGGCAGCUCCCUCUGAGAGUCUCCCGUCUACACAGGGUUGGUAUGGCUGUUGGUGGGGAGGAGGAAGAAGAGAACUGACGCUCCCAGGGGUCUGGCCCCAGGUUAUGUAGCACCCAACUCCAGUUCUUACUUACGUACACUGGGGUGAGGUUUUUCAUUUUCCGGGGUUGGGGGAGGGACGCGAUUAGGGCUAGUAGUGUGGGCGAUGGAUUAUGUUUACACCUCUGCAGGAUUGAAUUGCAUCAGUGCCUGUGUGGAAAGAGGGAGGGAAGUGGGGGGGACGGGGACAAGGGUGGUUGAGUUGGGCCAUGGGUGGAAUUUGGGGGGUGGGUCGGAAGAGAGAAAGGGAUGAACAACGUGCUCCUGAUCCAACUGGGCUGGGAGGAAGUCCCUAAGCAAAGAGUAGCAGGAAGAGAAGGAGCCUUACAAGGGUUACACAGAGAUUGUGAAGAUGGAGUAGGAAAUGAAGCACAUGGGGGGGGGGGGGGGUGGCAGGGGGUCCGGGGGCAGCCUGAAGGGAAGAAAAGGGCUCUCCUACGUCUACGCAACCCUCUCACGGCUAGGUCUCUGGCGGGGUUGCUUUUUUAAAGGGGUCCGGAAGGCAUUUUGGAGGGGUCGGGUGGGUGGGCGGUGCUCACGGAACAUUUUCAAUAAAGGUAUUUUGUUACAAAUGGCUGGUUUUUCUAACUUGAGCAAACAAAGAGCAAAGAUUAAGAUGUUGUGAAACCUUUCAUGGCUGGAAUCGCUGGGUUGCUGUGAGUUUUCUGGGCUGUAUGGCCGUGACUCUCAUUCCUCGCUUUUUGCUCCUGGACACUUGCUUCAACUUUCAGAAUUUAAUGUGAACUUCUCUCUUGUCCCUCUGGUUCUUGUACGCCACUGAAGAAUUUCGCCUGUGUUGUCCAGGGCUUUCAUGGCUGGACCCACUGGGUUGCUGUGAGUUUUCUGGGCUGUAUGGCCUUGACUCAUUCCUCGCAUUUUGCUCACUUGCUUCAACUUUCAGAAUCUAAUAUGAACUCUCUCUUGUCCCUCUGGUUCUUGUACGCCACUGAAGAAUUUGGCCUCUGUGUUGUCCAAGACUUUCAUGGCUGGACCCACUGGGUUGCUGUGAGUUUUCUGGGCUGUAUGGCCAUGACUCAUUCCUCGCAUUUUGCUCACUUGCUUCAGCUUUCAGAAUAUAAUGUGAACUUCU
Molecule: messenger RNA, 3522 nt
Organism: Anolis carolinensis (green anole)
Lineage: Eukaryota; Metazoa; Chordata; Lepidosauria; Squamata; Anolidae
Gene: rcor2
Product: REST corepressor 2
Exons: 12
Coding region: 727-2349 (540 amino acids)
Biological process (GO): regulation of transcription by RNA polymerase II; negative regulation of DNA-templated transcription
Cellular component (GO): histone deacetylase complex; transcription regulator complex
Molecular function (GO): transcription corepressor activity
Source: RefSeq, a predicted model, not a curated record